AUUUGAACAAACGGCGCACACUGACACAGUCCUCAUGCUCAAGAACCUCGUCUGUAGAACAAACAAAUUCAGAAGUCGGUCAAGGAAACAUCCACAGGAACAACUCAGGCGGCGGGGCUGGUUUCUCUGCCGUGGGGAACAGGUCGUGUGAACUCUUUCCCUCUCCAAACUCUGGCUCGUCACUGAUGAGCGCACGAGGAGGACCAGACCUUGGAAGUUUGAGUGGUCACUGGUAG
Molecule: messenger RNA, 236 nt
Organism: Candidula unifasciata
Lineage: Eukaryota; Metazoa; Mollusca; Gastropoda; Stylommatophora; Geomitridae
Source: the annotation of a GenBank genome assembly